This is a messenger RNA of Capsella rubella, 706 nucleotides long. Its product is annotated as mitochondrial fission 1 protein A. Bases 74 to 583 code for a protein of 169 amino acids. The transcript is spliced from 5 exons. Lineage: Eukaryota; Viridiplantae; Streptophyta; Magnoliopsida; Brassicales; Brassicaceae. Gene Ontology annotation, molecular function: protein binding. The record is from RefSeq and is a predicted model, not a curated record. Gene Ontology annotation, biological process: mitochondrial fission; autophagy of mitochondrion; peroxisome fission. Gene Ontology annotation, cellular component: peroxisomal membrane; mitochondrial outer membrane.
UUUGUCGUCGGUCGCUACUUACGAAUUAAGAGAAGUAACAGAAAUUUGGAUCGGCUCAAUCUCUUAUCUCUCAAUGGGUUCUAAAAAAAUCGGAAAUUUCUUCGACUCCGUUGGUUCCUUCUUCUCCGGUGGCGAUAAAAUCCCAUGGUGCGAGCGAGAUGUCAUCGUUGGGUGUGAGAAAGAGGUCAAGGAGUGCACUGAUGGUGGUGACUCGGAAGAAAAGAAGAAAGAGAGCAUUAUGCGAUUAUCUUGGGCUCUUGUUCAUUCUCGCCAAGCUGAAGAUAUCCAGCGUGGAAUUGACAUGCUCGAAGCUUCUCUAGCAAACAGUAGCCCUCCUUUGGAAGACCGAGAGAAGCUUUAUCUUCUUGCUGUUGGAUAUUACCGGACUGGAGAUUACUCUAAGAGCAGGCAGCUCGUGGAACGUUGUAUCCAGAUGCAACCUGAUUGGAGGCAAGCUUUAGGCUUGAAGAAAACCAUUGAAGACAAGAUUGCAAAGGAUGGUGUUAUUGGGAUAGGCAUCACGGCAACAGCCGUUGGCCUCAUAGCUGGUGGAAUUGCUGCAGCUUUGGCUCGCAAGAAAUGACCUAGUGCUUCUACAAAUUCUAUGUGUGUAUACAGUGACAAGAUGCUUUUAAGCUUCUAUACAAGUUUUGUUAUCACAGCCUUGGAUUUUAAUUUAUUUUUCAUGAUCUUUACCUUAUUUUUA